Molecule: messenger RNA, 705 nt
Organism: Adineta steineri
Lineage: Eukaryota; Metazoa; Rotifera; Eurotatoria; Adinetida; Adinetidae
Source: the annotation of a GenBank genome assembly
AUGAAACAAAGAACGACUGUACCCAUAUUAUCUGCGAAUAAAUCAUACAUUAGUUCAUCAUCAUCCAAUGAUUAUGCAUAUGUUAAUCGUAUUUAUUUAAAUCGUGUUUUUUCAUCACGUCUUCCAUUGAAAAGAGUUGAACCUGAAUCAUGGCAACGAUUUCUUAAUGGUAAUAAAUUAACAAUAAAAGAAAAUAAACCGAAUAUACAUACGAUCUUGAAUGAGAAUUAUAUUAAUUUAUUAAACGAAUAUUCGCCUUGCGAUGAAAACUUUCAGAAAUCUUCUUUUCUUCCAAUAUCAAUUCAAGAACAUCUUGAUCAUUUAUAUAAACAAAUGAAUGAUUUAACAUUAGAAUUAUCUAAUCAACAAUGUGAACAUAAACAAUUAGAACUAAAAACUAGGAAUAUCCUUUCUAAUCAAUUACAAGAUCGAGAAAAAGAAUUACAGGAAUGCUUACAACGUCAUUUAUUUGAUCAUGAAAAGAAAUUAAAAGAACAAGAAAGAAAAUAUAUCGAAUUAUUAAAUAAACAACAAAUGCAAAAUGUUCAGCGUGAAAAAGAAUUUAAAAAUAAACUUGAUUUUAUAAGAAAUACAUGUCAUACAUAUAAAAUAAGUCUCGAUAAAGAAAGUACUGAAAAAUAUCAACUUAAAUUAGCUCACGACAAAAAACGAACAAGAAAACACAAAUCAAAAAUUCAGAAUUAG